UGCCAGGACUUAAGAUGGCGGCAAUAGAGAUCCGGCUGCCGGUGGCCCGCAAGCUGGUGGUCCAGAGCCUGGCGCAGGGGAGCGACAAGCACUUGGUGGCUCCCGGGGACACGAUCACCACAGACACGGGCUACAUGAGGGGCCAUGGCACGUAUAUGGGAGAUGAGAAACUUGUCGCAUCGGUAGCAGGCGCUGUGGAGAGAGUGAACAAACUGAUCUGUGUCAAAGCUCUGAAAACCAGGUAUAACGGGGAAGUUGGUGACAUUGUGGUUGGGAGAGUCACAGAGGUUCAGCAGAAACGAUGGAAGGUGGAGACCAACGCCAGGCUGGAUUCAGUCUUGCUUCUCUCAUCCAUGAACCUACCAGGAGGGGAGCUGAGGAGGAGAUCAGCGGAGGAUGAGCUUGCAAUGAGGGACUAUCUACAGGAAGGGGAUCUUAUCAGCGCAGAAGUCCAGGCAGUAUUUUCUGAUGGGGCUGUAUCACUGCACACGCGGAGUCUGAAAUAUGGGAAGCUUGGCCAGGGUGUGCUUGUUCAGGUCUCUCCCUCCCUCGUGAAACGCCAGAAGACUCACUUCCAUGAUCUACCCUGUGGCGCCUCCGUGAUCCUUGGCAACAACGGCUUCAUCUGGAUCUACCCAACGCCCGAGCAGAAGGAUGAAGAGGCAGGGGGCUUUGUCACCAAUCUGGAGCCAGUCUCCGUACAUGACCGGGAGGUCAUCUCACGACUCCGGAACUGCAUCCUGGCUCUGGUUGCUCAGAAGCUGAUGCUCUACGACACCAGCAUUGUGUACUGCUACGAGGCCUCCCUUCCCCAUCAGAUCAAGGACAUUCUCAAACCAGAGGUGAUGCAGGAGAUUGUGCUGGAGACCCGGCAGAGGUUGUUGGAACUGGAGGGUUGAGGGAAGGAGACAUGGCAGCUUGGAGUCCCACCAAACCAGCAUUGACUCCCCAACUUCCUGCAUCACCCCAACCCCCUAAAUGUCUUUCCAGAGCUCAGAAAAUACCUGACUCUCCCUGUCUCACUUCCGGGAUUCCUUCUGGUUUGUAGGGCAAUGUAAACCCCUCAACCUGCAGACUGGACGUAUGGUCUUUGUGAAGAGCAACUGCCACUGGGACGUAGCUCGCUAGACUAGUUGCCAUGGUGGGCAAUGUGCUUCUAAAGUGCCCCUAAGGUGGUCCACAUUGUUAGAGGACAGAGGAAACAACAUAUUUUUGUUUUGCCUUAUGGUUUCUCCUACGCGGCCCCCCCCCCCUCCCCCCAGAUCAGGUUAGCAGUCCUAGCAGUGGUUGACCUUGACAGUGAUAGGAGCUCUACCAAUGUGUCCUUUAUUCAAGAUACACAUUUUACCCCUCACGACCCACAUUGCGGCUACCCAUCUCCAAAGGACUGGACUCGUUGCCAAGCCUGUGAAUGGUUAUGUCGGCGUGCUGUGCGGAUCUCUCUGUCCCCUUCCAAACACACACUGGAUUUGGAUGUUCAGUUCUUGCAUUUUCUGUGCUUACACUAUAGCUCACAGAAUGGUACAAAAACCCGCUGGUGCUGGGUGGCCAUCUCACUGCGUAUUGAGUUCCCAUAGGUAGUAGUCAGGCAAGGUGCCUUGAUCCUCCAGAGCAAAAGGCGUCUUCCCAUCCCAUGCGCGGAAGUGAUGAUCCCAAGCGCUUUAUUUUGUAGGUCUGAUGCUAUGAGCUCCUCUGGUCGUGAAGGAUUUAGCUGUUGUUUCCUACUAGAGUUUUUUUUUUUUUUUUUAAAUCUUCA
Terrapene triunguis (Three-toed box turtle) is the source of this 1756-nucleotide messenger RNA. It is a transcript of the gene EXOSC2, whose product is annotated as exosome component 2. NCBI's taxonomy places the organism in Eukaryota, Metazoa, Chordata, Testudines, Emydidae. Gene Ontology annotation, biological process: nuclear polyadenylation-dependent rRNA catabolic process; exonucleolytic trimming to generate mature 3'-end of 5.8S rRNA from tricistronic rRNA transcript (SSU-rRNA, 5.8S rRNA, LSU-rRNA); poly(A)-dependent snoRNA 3'-end processing. Gene Ontology annotation, molecular function: RNA binding. The record is from RefSeq and is a predicted model, not a curated record. Gene Ontology annotation, cellular component: cytoplasmic exosome (RNase complex); nuclear exosome (RNase complex). Bases 15 to 899 code for a protein of 294 amino acids. The transcript has 9 exons.